Molecule: messenger RNA, 1221 nt
Organism: Gymnodraco acuticeps
Lineage: Eukaryota; Metazoa; Chordata; Actinopteri; Perciformes; Bathydraconidae
Exons: 7
Coding region: 662-1171 (169 amino acids)
Source: RefSeq, a predicted model, not a curated record
AAAGCAAUGAAUAUGCAGCUAUGCAAAUACAACACCUUCCGAAGGCAUGCCAGGAUGUUCAUUGAGCCAGCGAUUGUUUCUUACUGGCAAAAAUCACAGGAAGGCAUGCUACAGAAGCUCCAUGCAGAGGAGAAAGUGAUAGUUGGUGGUGAUAUGAGGGCUGACUCCCCAGGCCACUCUGCAAAGUUCGGAAGCUACACUAUGAUGGACCUGAAGAACAACAAAGUCGUUGACCUCCAGUUGGUUCAGAGCAAUGAGGUUGGUGGAAGCUACCACAUGGAGUUAGAGGGCCUGAAAAGGAGUCUGGAGUUGUUAAAGGAACGUGGUGUGACUCUGGACUGUAUUGUCACGGACAGACAUCUGCAAAUUCAGAAAUUCCUAAGGGAAAGCAGCAUCACCCAAUUCUUUGAUGUGUGGCACAUAGAAAAAGGGAUUUCUAAGCAACUGGAGAAGGCUGCAAAAAAGAAGGACUGCGGAAAACUUCGAGGGUGGGUGAAGAGUAUAAGAAACCACAUAUACUGGACUGCAGCAACCUCCACCACCGGGCCUGAGAGUGGCCAAAUGGACUUCCAUCCUGAACCACGUGCAGGAUAUCCACUCUCAUGAUGACCCCCUGUUCCCCAAGUGCCUUCAUCCACUGCGCAUUGCGCAAUACCAAUGGAUGGCUGCAGGAACGCCGGCCUUUCACAAGCUGGAGACAAUUCUCUCAAACAAGAGGAUUUUGAAAGCUGUGGCCAAACUCAGCCCACACCACCAGACUUCAUCUUUGGAGUCAUUCCAUGCCGUCAUCCUGCGCUUUGCUCCAAAGAAUGUUGUGUUUCCAUUUCUUGGAAUGUUGUGCAGACUGUACCUGGCAGCCCUGCACUACAAUGAAAACGCUGAGCGUGCACAAGCCACUACAUCCACUGGAAAGCCUCUGUAUAAACUGCAGUUCCCAAAGGCCAGGAAGGGAGAAUGCAGAGCAAAACCAGUAAAGACUGACCCCACAUUCUGCUACGUGGCCAACUUGAUGGACCUCAUCUUCGACCAAGUCUUUGUGGACCCUGCACCAUUCACACAGGAGCUUCUGAAGAUACCCAUCCCAGAGGACCUGUGUUCCCAAUAUGAGCGACCUGACAGGGAGGAGGUCAUCUCCGGGUAUGCUACUCGGUUCAAUUUGGCUGCUGUCUGAACCCAACAUAGAUAUUUCGCGGAUCAGGAAACUCUCUGCGAAUCCUGAGG